AUGUCUUCCCAGAGAAACCAGACCGACUCCCACCAGGGCGGCUCGCUCUCUGACAUGGCGCCUACCGGCACCACCAUCCCCGGCGACGCCGGCAUCCAGAACAAGAUCCCGUCCGUGCCGCGCCCCGACCAGCGCGCAGAGAACCCACAAUUCACCAACGAGGGCCUGGGUGAGCCCUCGGGUGCCUUUGCGGCCGACAACGACACCAGCAUGCCUCGCGACCCGAGCGAUACGUCCGGCCCCACCGGGGAAGUGGUCACCGGGCAGGGGAAUACGCUCCCUACGGGUGCGGAGACGAAACGGAACGUGGGCAACUUUGGGGGUGACGUUCGGGAGUUUAAGCAUGCGACUUCGUCGUGA
Aspergillus candidus is the source of this 360-nucleotide messenger RNA. RefSeq lists its product as uncharacterized. The coding region runs from base 1 to 360 and encodes 119 amino acids. NCBI's taxonomy places the organism in Eukaryota, Fungi, Ascomycota, Eurotiomycetes, Eurotiales, Aspergillaceae. The transcript has a single exon. The record is from RefSeq and is a predicted model, not a curated record.